Molecule: messenger RNA, 1263 nt
Organism: Cladophialophora psammophila CBS 110553
Lineage: Eukaryota; Fungi; Ascomycota; Eurotiomycetes; Chaetothyriales; Herpotrichiellaceae
Exons: 1
Coding region: 1-1263 (420 amino acids)
Biological process (GO): transcription by RNA polymerase II
Cellular component (GO): nucleus
Source: RefSeq, a predicted model, not a curated record
AUGGCCAUACCAGGUCAACGCUUCGAAUUGGAUCUCGAGGCCGAUGAUUUCACACUUAAGCCUAUCGACCAAGAUGCAUACCAACCCUCGCACUCUGCAUUCAGCAUCAAAGAAAUCCAAGAGCACGAUUCUGACUCUGUUCCUCCUGCGCCUUCGCUAAAAUCCUCCAAAGCCGGUUUCCCAGAGCACAAACCACGCCGCCACGUGUCUGCUUUCAAACAAAGGAACCAAUCUGGGAAAUUACCCCCUCGUCCCUCGAUCCCUACCACAGUCGAGCCUUCAGAUCAAGCAAUCAGGCAUCAUGUGGGCAAGAAGUAUGGGCUCGACAUGGAUCAGCAGCAGAAGGCCGAGAUCAGUGAGGAAAACAAGAGACGCAUAGCCGAAAUGUCGAUGGAAGACAUCGAAGAGGCUCGGGCUGAGCUGACGCGGAAUCUCAAUCCGGCUUUCCUUGAACGCCUCCUCAAACGUGCAAAUAUCGAUGAAGAUCAAGUAGGCCAAAAGCCUUGGCCUGAGGGGGUUGCCGAAGGUGUAGAUGGCGAUCAGAAGCUCGAGAACGAUGCCGUCGCCGAAAUUGCCACAGAUGAAGAUACUGCUGGCCAUGCAGAGUCCGCCCAUAACUCACCCCCGGGCCCCUUGAUGCAUUUUCCCGUUCCUCCUCGCUCAGCAGGCGACUACGUGCCUCUAGACUCGGCCGACGCCUCCUUCCUCGCCGACCUCAAAACACAUUACUUUCCUGAUACGCCCCAUGACCCUUCCUCGUUGAGCUGGCUCCACGAUCCUACUGAAGAGGAGGAUCAAGCGUCACUGUACAACCCCGAAAACGAGUCAUUUCUGGCAUCUGCCCUCCGGUUUGGAUUUAAUGGCCGCCUAAUACCGCCGAAGGAGAGCUUAGAGGUGGACGUGAAAGAAGGGCUGCACCAUCACGGUGAGGCGCCUAGCAGCGCUGGGUACACUAUACCAGAACUUGCCAUGCUCGCACGGUCUACGUUGCCUAACCAGCGAUGCUUGGCUUAUCAAACGCUAGGUAGGAUCCUGUACAGGCUGGGAAGAGGAGAUUUUGGUGCCAGAGGCAGCGAACUUCAGGAAGCGCUCUGGUCCGUUAUCGAGAAAGAGAGGCCAAUCGAGAGCAUAAUGGCUGAAGCCAACCGUCAGUCUGGACAUGCCAGUGCCAAAGCGCUCGCGGUCGAGGCGCUUUGGCUGUGGCGAAAAGGCGGCGGUGGUGACAGAGGGAUUUUGAAGCCGAGCCAGCGGCUAGCAAAAUGA